GUCCCGCAGCCCCGCGCUGGCUGCCAGAAGGGGAGAAUUACGUCCUCAGAGUAAGGCUUGACGGAAGACUUGAUUUUUUUUUUCAAGUUUCUUGGAUUCUGUGGGAAUAUUUGCUUUACCGCUGCAAGCUUCUUCUAGGGAAACCCUGGUGAGGCGGUAUCCCUUCGCGAUGCGAAGAUGGCGACCCUGCUCCCUCCCCCAGGCACCGAUGCGUUCCGCCCCUUCACCCAGAAAUCACUGGCGGAGAUCGAGAGGCUCAAGGAGGAAAGAAAAAAGGCCGCAGAAGUAGAGGGGCACGAUGAGGAAGAGCCAGCAGGCCCCAACAUUGACCUGGAGGCGGGCAAGAACCUGCCCAUGAUCUACGGAGACCCUCCACCAGAGCUGCUCAACACACCUUUGGAGGACCUGGACCCCUUCUACAAAGCACAGAAAACAUUCAUUGUGAUCAGCAAAGGAAACACAAUCUACAGGUUCAAUGCUGAACCAGCUUGCUACAUUCUGAGCCCCUUUAGUUUGGUUAGAAGAGGAGCCAUCAAAAUUCUCAUACAUUCAUUAUUCAGCAUGUUCAUCAUGAUUACAAUUCUGUCGAAUUGUGUAUUCAUGACGAUGAGCAACCCACCGGCGUGGAGUAAAACUGUUGAGUACGUUUUUACUGGUAUUUAUACCUUUGAGGCAACAGUCAAAGUGUUGUCCAGAGGUUUCUGUAUUGGAUCUUUUACAUUCCUUCGAGAUCCAUGGAAUUGGCUGGAUUUCAUGGUGAUCAGCAUGGCAUACGUCACUGAGUUUGUUGACCUUGGCAAUGUGUCGGCCCUCAGGACGUUUCGUGUGCUUCGAGCCCUAAAAACAAUUACUGUGAUUCCAGGUUUGAAAACCAUCGUGGCCGCUUUGAUCCAGUCAGUGAAGAAGAUGGUGGACGUUAUGGUUCUGACCGUCUUUGCUCUCGCGGUUUUCGCCCUCGUCGGCCUCCAGCUUUUCAUGGGAAACCUGCGUCACAAGUGUGUGCGAUGGCCCAUCGAAACAAAUGAAACUUCAUUUGAAUUUUUUAACACCACAUCAGCAUUCGGUGAUGCUCUUUCCUUCAACAACACCAUGGGCAUCAAUCAUACAACAUAUACCAACAGUACCUUCAAUUUUAUGGAAUAUAUUGAAAACACAGAGAAUCACUAUUAUUUGGAAGGCAGCAAAGAUGCUCUACUCUGUGGAAACAGCUCUGAUGCUGGAAAGUGCCCCGAAGGAUACACAUGCAUGAAGGCUGGGAGGAACCCCAACUUUGGCUACACCAGCUUUGACUCUUUUGGCUGGGCCUUCUUGGCCCUCUUCAGACUCAUGACCCAGGACUACUGGGAGAACCUUUUCCAGCUGAUCCUGCGGGCGGCUGGUAAGACAUACAUGCUGUUCUUCGUGGUGAUCAUCUUUCUGGGCUCCUUCUACCUCAUCAACCUCAUACUGGCUGUGGUAGCCAUGGCUUAUGACGAGCAGAAUCAGGCAACUCAGCGAGAGGCCAUAGAGAAAGAGGAGGAGUUCCAGCGGCUACUAGAGCAGCUCAAGAAUCAAGAGCAGCAGGCUCAAAUCCUCGGGAGCCGAGCCACUCUAACCAGUAGGAAGUCGCUCAGUCAUCGCACAUUGUCUGAGCAGGCAGAUGAUGAACGGAGUCUUGAACCUGAUGAAGUUGUCAAGGAUUGUAACGGGAGAGUCAUUCCCCGUUUGCUCAUCAGAGCGCCCACCAUGGUUAAGCAUGCUGAAGAUUAUGAACUCAGGGAGCAGUCACUUGGCUCUGUGCACAGUAUGCUUCACAUGGACGACCCAGGCCUGACACAGAGAUCUGCUAGUGUUCUGACUGUGCUCACUGCAGCUGCUAUGGAAGAGUUGGAGGAGGCUCAGAGGCCGUGCCCACCUGGCUGGUACAAGUUUGCAGACAUGUUUCUGAAGUGGGACUGCUGCACGCCCUGGGUGGUCUUUAAAAAGUGGGUGCAUUUUGUGGUGAUGGACCCUUUUGUUGACUUGGCCAUCACCAUCUGCAUCGUGCUCAACACCCUCUUUAUGGCCAUGGAGCACUACCCCAUGACUCCGGAGUUUGACAACAUGCUCUCAGUGGGGAAUCUGGUUUUCACCGGGAUCUUCACAGCGGAAAUGUUCUUCAAGCUCAUUGCCAUGGAUCCCUACUACUACUUUCAAGUAGGCUGGAAUAUUUUCGACAGCAUCAUUGUCACUCUCAGUCUAGUGGAGUUGGGGCUAGCGAAUGUCCAGGGGCUCUCUGUCCUCAGGUCUUUCCGUCUGCUUCGUGUCUUCAAACUAGCCAAAUCCUGGCCCACGCUCAACAUGCUGAUCAAGAUCAUUGGUAACUCGGUGGGAGCUUUAGGAAACCUGACUUUGGUGCUGGCCAUCAUUGUCUUCAUCUUCGCCGUGGUGGGCAUGCAGCUCUUUGGGAAGAACUACAAGGACUGUGUGUGCAAGAUCUCAGAAGACUGCGAGCUGCCACGCUGGCACAUGAAUGACUUUUUCCACUCGUUCCUCAUCGUGUUCCGCAUCCUCUGUGGGGAGUGGAUCGAGACCAUGUGGGACUGCAUGGAGGUGGCCGGAGCUGGGAUGUGUUUAGUUGUCUUCAUGAUGGUCAUGGUCAUUGGAAAUCUAGUGGUGUUGAACCUCUUCCUGGCCUUGCUGCUCAGCUCCUUCAGUGGAGACAACCUCUCAGCAGGAGAUGAUGAUGGUGAGAUGAACAACCUCCAGAUUGCCAUCGGCAGGAUCACACGGGGCAUCGACUGGUUCAAGGCGUUCAUCGUUCGGAUGGUCCUGCAGAUUCUUCGCAGAAAACCCAAGGAGCCUGAGGACGGUCCAGUGAACGACGUGGAUCCCAAAAUGGAGGAAAUUGAAAUGAACCACUUGGACACUGGUCCAAAUUUCAAAAUGGCAGACGGGAUAGCCAAUUGUUUGGUUGAAGGCCGACCCUCUGGAUUUAUUGUGGACGGGGAGCUCAGUCUCAAUGUGCCAAUUGCCCAGGGAGAGUCAGACUUUGAAAACCUGGGCGAGGAUGAUGAAGAUGAUGAAGAUGAUGCUGACAUGCCUAAUGACUCUCAGAUUUUAGAUGAAAAAAAUAACGAACAGAACACAAAAAACUCAGGAGAUGAAUGUAGUAUGCCAAGAGAUAUCAAACUGAUUGGUGCGUUGAGUGAUGGCAAUUCUUCAGUGUGCAGCACAGUGGACUAUCAACCACCAGAGCCUGAACCAGAAGAAGUUGAAGAGGAAGAGCCAGACCCAGUGGACCCAGAGGCUUGCUUCACUGACAACUGUGUGAGGCGCUGGCCGUGUCUGACUGUGGACAUCACACAAGGUGACGGCAAGAAAUGGUGGAACCUCCGCAGGACUUGCUUCACCAUUGUGGAGCAUGAUUGGUUUGAAACCUUCAUAAUCUUUAUGAUCCUGCUCAGCAGUGGAGCUCUGGCCUUUGAGGACAUAUACAUAGAAAGACGCCGAACCAUCAAAAUUAUUCUGGAAUAUGCUGACAAAGUUUUCACCUACAUCUUUGUCAUCGAGAUGCUCCUUAAAUGGGUGGCAUAUGGCUUCAAGACCUACUUCACCAACGCCUGGUGCUGGUUAGACUUUUUCAUCGUGGAUAUUUCCCUGAUUAGUUUAGUUGCCAACUGGUUGGGCUACUCUGACCUUGGACCAAUCAAAUCCCUCAGAACCCUCAGGGCACUUAGGCCUCUCCGAGCAUUGUCAAGAUUUGAAGGGAUGAGGGUGGUGGUGAAUGCUCUUGUCGGAGCGAUUCCCUCCAUCUUCAACGUGCUUCUGGUGUGUUUGAUCUUCUGGCUCAUCUUCAGCAUCAUGGGAGUCAACCUGUUUGCCGGCAAGUUCUACCGCUGCAUCAACACCACUACGGAGGAGCUUUUCCCCCUCACCGUGGUCAACAACAGGAGUGACUGCAUGGCCAUCAAAGAAGCCACACAGGAGGCGCGCUGGGUUAAUGUCAAAGUCAACUAUGAUAAUGUUGGAAAAGGCUACCUGUCCCUGCUUCAAGUGGCAACUUUUAAAGGUUGGAUGGACAUCAUGUAUGCUGCUGUUGACUCAAGAGAGAUAGAGGAGCAACCGUCCUAUGAGAUCAACCUCUACAUGUACAUGUACUUUGUCAUCUUCAUCAUCUUUGGCUCUUUCUUUACACUCAACCUCUUCAUUGGCGUCAUUAUUGACAAUUUCAACCAACAAAAGAAAAAGUUUGGAGAUAAAGACAUAUUCAUGACUGAGGAACAAAAAAAAUACUACGAUGCCAUGAAGAAACUUGGUUCCAAGAAGCCACAGAAGCCAAUUCCACGUCCAACAAACCUAAUCCAGGGCAUGGUGUUUGACUUCAUCAGUCAGCAGUUCUUUGACAUCUUCAUCAUGGUGCUCAUCUGCCUCAAUAUGGUGACCAUGAUGGUGGAGACAGAUGAUCAGAGCGCGGAGAAGGAGGAUUUUCUCUUUAAAGUAAACGUGGCUUUCAUUGUUGUCUUCACCGGAGAGUGUGUGUUGAAGCUCUUUGCCCUGCGACAAUACUUCUUCACCAAUGGAUGGAACAUUUUUGAUUUUGUUGUGGUCAUCUUAUCAAUAGCUGGUACAAUGCUCUCAGACCUGAUUGAGAAGUACUUUGUGUCACCAACUCUGUUCAGAGUGAUCAGACUGGCCAGAAUAGGCAGGAUUCUGCGUCUUAUUAAAGGAGCAAAGGGCAUUCGGACACUUCUCUUCGCUCUAAUGAUGUCACUUCCUGCGCUAUUCAAUAUUGGUCUCCUGCUCUUCCUCAUCAUGUUCAUCUUCUCCAUAUUUGCCAUGUCAAACUUUGCCUAUGUCAAAAAGGAGGCUGGAAUCGAUGACAUGUUUAACUUUGAGACUUUUGGUGGUAGCAUUAUCUGCUUGUUCGAGAUCACAACGUCAGCAGGCUGGGACGGACUUUUACUUCCAAUGCUGAACAGGGACCCUCCAGACUGUGAUCCAGACUUUGAGAACCCAGGCACAGAUGUAAAGGGUAACUGUGGCAGCCCUGGUAUGGGCAUGAUGUUCUUCUGCAGCUACAUCAUCAUCUCAUUCUUAGUGGUGGUCAACAUGUACAUCGCCAUCAUCUUAGAGAAUUUCAAUGUGGCGCAGGAGGAGAGUAGCGAUGCGCUCUGUGAAGAAGACUUUGAGAUGUUUAAUGAAACGUGGGAGAAGUUCGACUUAGACGGAACUCAGUUCAUUGAGUAUAGCCAGCUCUCAGAUUUUUGUGAUACCUUGCAGGAACCGUUGAGGGUUGCCAAGCCCAAUCGGCUUCGCCUAAUUGAAAUGGAUCUGCCCCUGGUCAUCGGGGACAGGAUCCACUGCCUGGAUGUCUUGUUGGCUGUCACGCAGAUGGUUUUGGGAGACACAGUGGAGAUGGCAGCAAUGCGGGAGAGCAUCGAGGCUAAGUUCAUCCUGAACAACCCCACCUCAGACUCCUUUGCGCCAAUUACCACGACCGUACGCCACAAAGAAGAGCAGAGGGCUGCUGUGGUCAUUCAGAGGGCUUAUCGCAAGCACCUACUGAAACGCUGCGUACGCCACGCCGCUUUUAUGCACCGCUCUAAGAGGGUGGAUAGAAAGGACAGUGAGGACCCACCUGAAAUAGAGGGGCUGCUCGCACGAAGGAUGGGAGUGCUCUACGGGAGCAAUGUGGACCUGGCAGAGGAGAUGGAGCGGGCUGCUUUAGAGACUCUAGCAAGCCAAGAGCUUCCUAAUCCUGAGACAUUGUCACAUUACCCAGGGGCCCAGUGUGGUCCAGAACCCCCUGAGCCAAACAUCAUGGUUGUACCCGUAGAAAUUACUAAUGAGGUUUUACUACAUUCUGCCCCCAACCAACACCUCUUGACCCUACAGGCUAACCUGAGAGAGUCAAUUGUAUAACAAACAGCACAAAAUAACGAUGUCCUCCCCCUCUUGUUUUUUUUUACCAGUCAAGGGAGUACUGUUAGUUAAGUCUCACUAAUGAUGCAGAAUUUUCCACAUUAGAUGUAGAGGAGGUUACACAGUGCUAAUGAAUGUUUUUUGAUAAUAAAAUUUAACAGACAGUCCCUGUUUUUUCAUGCAACAUUUAAGUGUCUUUUUGGGUUUAAAGUGGAACUGGAGCACAUGGCUUUCUUAGAUAAUAACCAUAUUGACAUCAGCAAAUAAAAACACUGUUAGUGCUGAAUGGGAAGAACAGGUAAAUAACUUAAAAUAAAAAAAUAAAAAUCAGUAUCACAAUACAUGACAAAUAACUGACAAAAAUGAAUAUGCUCAAAUAAUCAGUUACCAGUCGUCUUUUCCCAUUUCACCCUUCUUUUCUGUAAUGUUUUUUUUUUGUUGUUGUUUAAUUGUAGAGUGAAUUGUACUUAAACUGACAUCUCCAAAUUUAGGACACAGAUAUGAUUACACUCACUGUCAGCCAAUAAAAAACAUCCUAGUAUUUGUUGUUGUAGAGUGAAACAUCACUGUGGACCAGAGUCUGUGAUGUGACAGAUAUCUAGAUAUCUAUCUUCAUUUAGCUCAGUAAUAACUUUGCUUUUGGUGUGGUUGUUACCAGAAAACCAAACCAUGUGACCCAGUUUCCAACCAAAGAGCAACUUGAACAUUAUGUGACAAAACCUGAAUUAUCCUUUAGUAGGAUUUUAUGUUUUACAUUUUAUUUAUGUUCAUUUUGCUUCCUCUGAUAUGAUGUGAAUGCAACAUUAUAAUUAACACUACCUAAUUGUAAGAGCCACACUGACAUUGUGCCAUUAGCGCAGCUCUGAAUCACCUCAUUUAUUUUCAUUGAUGAAAAAUUAAACAGAACAACUUCCUUUUCCUGCUCACUUUAAGUCACUUUUAUGUGGAAUCUCAUCAUGUGUGGGCUCUACAUGCUAAUUCUUUCAAUUAGACACUAAAUGGUUUUCUAUGGUGGAAUUAGUUUUGUAUAUAUGUAAAUUAUUAGCCAAAAAAACGAGAGCAUAUCUAGAUCAGAUUUGUCCCAGUCUACCAGUGAAAUCCUGAUCUGUGUUAGUCAUUAUUAGUUAACAAUAACAUGGGCCAGCUAAUGCAGUUAACAUCUGUCUCUGCCCAGUUUAUAUUGCACUAUUUAUAUCCCUUCCAGGUCAAGUUAGAGCAGUUGACUGUGUAAGACUGAGAGACCUUCCUGUUUUCUAAGAUGAUUUCAUCACUGAUAUAUGCAUGUCUUAUAAAUGUUUUGUCUACUUUUCCAAUGUUUUUCCCCCUCAGUUAUCAGACAAUCUCAGAACUCAAAGAAAUUAGUCACUUGUUUCCUUUUGGUGGUUUUCCAUAUCAAGUAUUCAGGUUUAAACAGCGGCUGUGACUCCAAACUUAACAUGUGAUGUUUACAUUAACAUGGUUGCAUAACAGAAUUACGUAAAGCUCCCUGUUCAUUUCAGCUGUUUUCUAUAUGUCUCGAUUAAAUAGCAAUAAUUCUAUCAAUAAUAUAAGUACUAUGGUACUUGCUGUACAUUUUAAAUGAAGUUUUUGCCUCAGGUUGGAUCAAGUGCAGAGUUGGUCUUCUGACAUGAUCUUAAAUGAAUCUGAAUUUCUGAAACGCAGCACACACAGCUGAGUGUUGGUUUAGUUAAAUACAUCACUCUGAAGUUAAAUAAAAAUACUCCAGUUGUUGAUGUGUAGAUAACCACACCUAUUUACAUAUUAACAUAUCAAGUCUGUCCUCACAUAGAAAGGUCGCUUCACUUGCUGUUGUGUAAGUCUUAACUGAAUUUAAAAUGUCUUACUCUGAAUAUAUACAUGAAUAACAUAAGCACUUUUACAGUUUUCUGUUUGUUUUGUUUUUUUUUUACAGUAGACGAUAGAAGAUUGUCUCUUCUCUUGUUCAUAUGUAAUGUGAGCACUGUUUCAACAUCAACCCUGGAGGAAAAACAAAAAUCACCAAUGUUUCCUCUAUGAGGGGUCUCUUUGUCUUAUCCUGCUGCCGCAGCUUGGCAGUUAUUCCUGUCAGAAGUCUGUAAUGUGACCUGCAGCAAUCCUAUUUCAGAUUGACAUACUGCUGCACCACUUAGCUGUAGCCUCCCAUGCUGGUAUAAUCAUAUUCACAAGACAGUACCCUCCUUUUGUUUACAUUUCUAAUGGAGGGAAAGCCAUACAAGGAGCUUUACUAGUACACCCACAGUCAGUGUUGCUUGUAUAUACAUUUUUUUCUCUUUUCCUUCUGUAUUGUAUAUUUAUAUCAUUUUGUUAUUGUAAAAAUUGUAACUAUAUUGUUAGAAUAAAGUACUUCUUGUAGGGACAAAUUA
Molecule: messenger RNA, 8246 nt
Organism: Lates calcarifer (barramundi perch)
Lineage: Eukaryota; Metazoa; Chordata; Actinopteri; Centropomidae
Product: sodium channel protein type 4 subunit alpha A-like
Biological process (GO): membrane depolarization during action potential; neuronal action potential; sodium ion transmembrane transport
Cellular component (GO): voltage-gated sodium channel complex; axon; plasma membrane
Molecular function (GO): protein binding; calcium ion binding; voltage-gated sodium channel activity
Source: RefSeq, a predicted model, not a curated record